UAAUCAUACUUUAUGUUUUCAGGCUUCAUCCCAAAAAGAACCUGAAACUCUCCUCACGCUCUCACUAAACUGGUUACUGUCCGAUCAGCAGCCAAAAAUGCAGAAGAUGCUGCAGAAAGCUCUGCAGACUUGGUUCAACACAAAUAAACUUAAAGAUGGAAUUAAGGUGGACAUAGACGUCAAAGACAUCUUAGGAGACGGGAGUGCUGUGAUAAAGAUUAAACCUUCUCCAGCCCUGACUGAUCUUCAGAAACUAAAUGGUGAAACUCUGACAACAAAGGAUGGGAUAAUAGUAGCCAYCAUACAGUCAGUCAUCCUGGGACAACCAAAGCUGAUGACUCCGGACCCAGAUCUCCACUGCUGAAGAUAAAGAUGACCAUCAACGAUGAUUUUAUCAAUACCGGACUGACCAUGGAGCAGGACCAGUGGAAGAAGAUGUCUUCUUUUCAUGAGAAAGUUGCAACAAUCAAAUCGAAGUUUAAUGUGGACUUUAAAGAAUCCACCAACCGUCAGGAUGAAGUCACUGUCAAAGCUGUUUACAACGGACCUGUAGGAAACGUUGCCAUGGAGAAUCACGCUAUCAGAGCUCUUCUACAGCUGUACCAGAAGACUCUAAACUCACACCUGAGUCUCUCACAACCUAACGGUGCCUCUGGGUUUAAUCUGUCACUGAACAACCUUGACAAAGGUUAUCUGUCAGGAGAAGCCUCCAAUGGACCUGAGUUGAAUGGGAAUUUAACACAGCAAGAAAAUAAGACACCAUCAGGAGAGGACAGUAAAGAGGAACGAUGUCCAAUAUGUUUGGAUUCAUUCACCAACAAGAAACAACUGAAAUGUAAACAUGAGUUUUGUGACAAGUGCCUGCGAGAAACUAAGAAGCACCAAGGACCCAUUUGUCCGAUAUGCAAAGAUGUGUUUGGUGUGAUAGAGGGAGACCAGCCAGUUGGGACAAUGAGAUGGGACAAAAUUGGUUAUCCCCUUUCUGGAUUUCCAGGCUGUGGUCAUAUAGUCAUCACUUACAAUAUUCCAAGUGGGAAACAGACGAAAAAACAUCCCAAACCUGGUGAGUACUACUCAGGUAUAGCCAGACAGGCCUAUCUUCCAGACAACAAAGAGGGUAAUGAAGUGCUGCUCCUGCUGAAAAAAGCCUUUGACCAGAAGCUGAUUUUCACCAUUGGGACGUCCAGAACAACUGGUUUGGACAAUCAGGUGACCUGGAAUGACAUUCACCACAAGACCUCUCCAUCAGGUGGACCAGACUGUUUUGGGUAUCCUGACCCCGACUACCUCAGCAGAGUCAAGGAGGAGCUGAAGGCUAAAGGCAUUGAAUAAAUUAAAGAAGAAAUCUUUUUCAAAAUUUAACAAAUUACCGGAAUUCACAUGCUUCAAUCUUUACUUUGUUAAAGCCAUAGGUCUUUAGAAGUGGAGUGUUUUGAACAGAAACAAAAAUCAUCUUGCCCCUUGCAGAUAGCUCUUUCAACAAACUCAGUUGGGGAAAACUAGAGAUCCUAGAAAUAAAAGUAAAGUUUAAUAUUGACAGGAUUGAAAAGCUAAAGGCCAGUCAGAGCCAGUUGAAAACCAAAUUGGAUUGUUCAAAUUUCAAAAGAUUCUUAGCCUUUCAUUCAAACCCUAUUAACCUUUACACAUUUUACAUCACACCUUUUAUUUUACAUGGCAUUUAAAACAUUUUCAAGCACAAGUAGUGUCUGCUGCAGUUGGCUGUAGCACUUCCUGCAACAAUAACUUAUUUCUGCCAGAAGAACUGUGGACUUGAAAGUGUGUAAAUAUAUAAAAAAAUUGCAUUUACAUAAAAAAUAUUAAGGUUUAAAGUGGUUUUAUAAUGGCAGCAAUCCUUUUGGACCCAGACAGACUGGCCUAUAGCUCAACAGCUUGGGCAAAAUUAAAUGAUUUCUUUGAAUUACAGUCAUUUAAACAGUUAAUCUACGACAUGUAAGACAUUGUUUCCAAGUUUUUAACAAACCCCACUUUAAAAGGUUUGAACUAUUGCUUUAAAAUGUGGUUAAUGUAAUCAAGGGUUACUUUGAGGUGCACUGGGAAAUGACUCAAACAUUUCAUGUCAUUCAUUGUUUUGUGUAAUCAUAUUUGGCAUCAUUUACUUUAAAAUACUUAUUUUAUAAUAUGAAGGUGUAUAAAUGUAACCCAGUGUCAAUUUGAUUAUAUUCUUUAAUAAAGGUUUCAAUUACGCAACAUGGACUCAAAUCAUUCUUCACUCAACAAAACACAAAAACACACCAACUAGUUGCCUGUACAAUUUUAACGUUUUUUAUUUAUCUAUGACAAUAUCUGUUAUUUUGUUUGUAAAGUACUCCAGCAAAAAAACUCAACAUUCUUCUCUUUCCAGAAGAAAGUCUCGAGUCACCAUGCAUCGUGUUCUAUAAAAGCUAUGUGUCAAUUUUCAUCAAAAAACAAAAUCCAAAAGGAAAGUCUGGAAAUGCAUGUAUGAUUCUCCAAAAAAGUGUCCUUUAGGUAAAAUGAUUGUACUUCUCGUUCGAUUUUUAAGACAAAACGUACACAACGGCAUAAUCGAACACUGGACAGGAAACAGGAAAGCAAAGUAAGAACUCGUCGUUACAUCGAAGACUUGUGUUACUGUACACAUGCAGUAGAGAGAUCAUGGCUGAUGCGGUUGUUUUUGACAGAAGCAGCAUUUUGAGGACAGAGGCUGAGCGUAAGGAAGGGUCAGAGCGACCGGACGGUGGCGUUAGCAGCAGYAGGGCACAGAGGAACGACGGAUCUGAUGGCGCUGAACGACAGGAGGAACAUAAUGCACUUCAGACUGAGGCAGAACAAGACUGUGAAGGUACAGACUUUGAUUCUCUAAAGGCAGAAAGAUACAUUUAUUCACAAAGCCAGAUGCAUUAUUCGGUCUUUAAAA
Messenger RNA from Austrofundulus limnaeus, 2896 nucleotides. RefSeq names its product E3 ubiquitin-protein ligase DTX3L. The record is from RefSeq and is a predicted model, not a curated record. NCBI's taxonomy places the organism in Eukaryota, Metazoa, Chordata, Actinopteri, Cyprinodontiformes, Rivulidae. The transcript has 4 exons. Gene Ontology annotation, molecular function: metal ion binding. Gene Ontology annotation, biological process: protein ubiquitination; Notch signaling pathway. Bases 373 to 1332 code for a protein of 319 amino acids.